Messenger RNA from Centropristis striata (black sea bass), 6447 nucleotides. RefSeq names its product CLIP-associating protein 1-like. NCBI's taxonomy places the organism in Eukaryota, Metazoa, Chordata, Actinopteri, Perciformes, Serranidae. Bases 515 to 5314 code for a protein of 1599 amino acids. Gene Ontology annotation, cellular component: cytoplasmic microtubule; spindle microtubule; mitotic spindle. The record is from RefSeq and is a predicted model, not a curated record. Gene Ontology annotation, biological process: mitotic spindle assembly. The transcript is spliced from 40 exons. Gene Ontology annotation, molecular function: kinetochore binding; microtubule binding.
CUCUACGGUGUCCGCCAUGGGACAUGUAAUGAUUCGCAAAAGGCAAAUAAUGAUUUUCUCGUAUUUUAAUGAUAUGAAUGUGUUGUGGGUGGUAAGCUGCCGUGUUUUCACACUACAAAUGGCUUGAGAAUUAAAAGCCAAGUAGUUUAAAGUAGCACAAAACAGCGAGUUAUUUCUGGACUGUAAUGAGAAGUAACGGUAGUUUGUGGCCGGAGGCAGCGACGCCACUUAGGACUUUUCUCUGGGAACGAUAAGGUCCAUCCGGUGAAUGACUCUCUACCGGUCACUGGAUCAAUAAGUCAUUAAUGAAGCCGCUACUAACAGGAGAAUGAAUGUCCGGAGCAGAGCUUCACUGCAGGAUGUCACGGUGCUCAUUUCGGCUCAUUCAGCAACGUUAGUAGCCGCCUCUUAAACAUAGAAGCGGUUUGUAGACGGUCCAGGUAUCCUGCAGCUGUAUUUACAUAACGUGAGGGGAAAGGCCAGCGGAGACUCUGCUGUGUCCCCAAUCUGAGUCAUGCAGGUGAGCAUGGAGUAUCUGGUGGAGCAGGUGAUGCAGAAGGACCUGGGGAAGAGGCUCCAGGUGGGCCAGGACAUCAUGGAGCUCAUCCUGGACGAGGAGAAGAGCCCCGACAUGGAGCAGGACCAGAGCAUGCUGGACAGGAUGGUGGACUCAGUGGCCAGCUCCUGGGUCAACUCCAGCAACUUCAAGGUGGUUUUGCUGGGGAUGGACAUCCUCUCAGCGCUUGUUAGCCGGCUGCAGGAGAGGUUCAGAACCCAAGUUGGAACAGUCCUGCCGAGCCUCAUCGAUCGGUUAGGAGACGCCAAGGACCAAGUCCGGGACCAGGACCAGGCGCUGCUCCUGAAGAUCAUGGACCAGGCUGCCAACCCACAGUACGUGUGGGAGCGAAUGAUGGGAGGCUUCAAACACAAGAACAACAGGACCAGAGAAGGACUCUGUCUCUGUCUCAUUUCAACACUCAAUGUGUUUGGAUCUCAAAGUCUGACGCUCAGUAAGAUCGUUCCUCACAUCUGUAACCUGCUCGGAGAUCCAACAAGUCAGGUGCGUGACGGCGCCAUGAACUGCCUCAUCGAGAUCUACCGCCACGUCGGAGAACGAGUGAGGAUGGAUCUGGGAAAGAAGGGUCUGCCUCAGUCACGGCUCAACGUCAUCUUCAGUAAAUUUGAUGAAGUGCAGAGGUCGGGGAACAUGGUGCUGUCACCUGUGUCAGACAAAAACUUUGAGGACGAUGACUCAGGGGACGGCGGCCGCUCCUCAUCCUCGUCCAAAGGCGCCUCGCUGUCCGGGAAGAAGACGGUGAGCAUGGGUUCCUUCCGACGCCCCGCCUCCAGCACCAAGUCCUCAGGGAGGGAUGGUUCCAGUUCUGCUGCUGGAGCUGUGGACGUGGAGGACUUCAUCCAGGCCUUUGAGGAUGUUCCAACAGUGCAGAUCUACUCCAACAGGGAGGUGGAGGAGGCCAUGGCCAAGAUUCGAGAUGUGCUGUCGGACGAUAAGAGGGACUGGGAGCUCCGCGUGGCAGCUCUGAAGAAGGUGCGUUCGCUGCUGUUGGCCGGUGCAGCAGAGUUUGACGGCUUCCCUCAGCAGCUGCGUCUCAUGGAGGCGGCGUUCAAACUCUCCGCCAAGGACCUCCGCUCUCAGGUGGUGAGAGAGGCCUGCCUCACUCUGGGCCACCUGUCGUCGGUGCUCGGCAGUCGCUUCGACCACGCUGCAGAGGCCAUCAUGCCCAUCCUCCUCAACCUGGUCCCCAACAGUGCCAAAAUCAUGGCCACCUCCGGCAUCGCUGCCGUCCGCCUCAUUCUUAGACACACACACUACCCACGUCUCAUCCCCAUCAUCACCAGCAACUGUAUCUCCAAAUCUGUGGCUGUCAGAAGGCGCUGCUUCGAGUUCUUGGACCUGAUGCUGCAGGAGUGGCAGACAAGCUCUUUGGAGAGACAUGGAACAGUUUUAAUGGAGACGAUAAAGAAAGGAAUCCAUGACGCAGAUGCUGAGGCUCGCUCUGUGGCCAGAAAGUGCUACUGGAGCUUCCACAGUCACUUCCGGCGGGAGGCGGAGCUCCUGUUCCAGGGCCUGGAAUCGUCCUAUCAGAAGGCUCUGCAGGCUCACCUGAGGAGCGGAGACAGCCUGAUGUCGCUGCCCGCCUCCGACCGCUCCUCCUCGUCCUCCCAGGAGAGCCUCAAUCGACCCCUGUCUGUAAAAAGCACCUUUGGAAGCAGCUCAGCGAGAUCCAAAGCGUCCCACAGCAGGACUCCUGCUGCAGCCUCCUCUCCCGGCUCCCUGCAGCGAUCUCGCAGCGAUGUGGACGUCAACGCGGCGGCCACGGCCACAGCUCGCACCAGGAUGCCCGCCGUGUCCUCCGCCAUGUCGCCGGCAGCUUCACCCUUCAGCUCGGCCUCAGCGCUCCCUCCUGGAUCCUACGCCUCUCUGGGUCGAGUAAGAACCCGGAGGACGAGUUCAGGAAACGGUCCGUCAGUGACAGACAGCCGGGGGAGGAGUCGAGGGAAAGUCGUCUCACAGUCUCAACCCGGCAGCAGGUCAGGUUCUCCCGGCCGACUGCUGAGCUCCACCUACGGCAGGAUCCCGAGGACGAACAUGGGCACCGCCACCCCCGCUAGCAGCGCCUCCACGCCCCCGAUCGACAAGAGCCGACCCCGGGGUCACCGCAGCCAGGGCUGCAGCCGAGAGACCAGCCCCACCAGAUCAGGCUCAGCCCGGAGCCGGAUCCCCCGGCCGAGCAUGAGUCAGGGCUGCAGCCGCGAAACCAGUCGCGAGAGCAGCCGUGACACCAGCCCCGCCAGGGGUUUCUCCCCCCUGGACCGGCUGUCCCACCAGGCUCGGAUCUCGGCCUCCGUAAAUGCCAUGAGAAUCCUCAACACCGGCACCGACGUUGAGGCCGCUGUCGCUGACGCUCUGCUGUUAGGAGACUCGAGGAGUAAGCGGAGGCCAGUGAGGCGGCGCUUCGAGUCGCCGGGGAUGUACUCGGACGACGACGCCAACAGUGACGCCUCCAGCGCCUGCUCCGAGCGAUCGUACAGCUCAAGAAAUGGUGGCAUGCAGCCGCACUAUCUGCGCCAGACGGAGGACGUGGCCGAGGUGCUGAACCACUGCGCCAGCGCCAACUGGUCCGAGAGGAAGGAGGGGCUGCUGGGGCUGCAGAACCUGCUCAAGAGCCAGAGGAUGCUCAGCCGUGUGGAGCUGAAGAGGCUUUGUGAGAUCUUCACCAGAAUGUUUGCAGACCCUCACAGCAAGGUGUUCAGCAUGUUCCUGGAGACACUGGUGGACUUCAUCAUGCUGCACAGGGACGACUUGCAGGACUGGCUCUUCGUUCUGCUCACUCAGCUGCUGAAGAAGAUGGGUGCUGACCUGCUGGGCUCCGUCCAGGCCAAAGUCCAGAAGGCCCUGGACGUCACCAGAGAGUCGUUCCCGUACGAGCAGCAGUUCAACAUCCUGAUGCGUUUCAUCGUGGAUCAGACGCAGACGCCCAACCUGAAGGUGAAGGUGGCGAUCCUGCGCUACAUCGAGGCCCUCGCCCGCCAGAUGGACCCGGCCGACUUCGUCAACUCCAGCGAGACGCGCCUCGCUGUGUCGCGCAUCAUCACCUGGACCACCGAGCCCAAGAGCUCCGACGUUCGCAAGACCCUUCAUAACUGGGCAGGGGAGGAGUUCUCAGGCCGACCCAGCACCGUGGCCUCUCUGCCAGGAGAGGGCAACCUGGAGGAGAGGUGCAAGCAGGCGGCCCAGGUGGUGCUGAUCGCCCUGUUUGAGCUGAACACGCCUGAGUUCACCAUGCUGCUGGGUGCUCUGCCCAAAACCUUCCAGGACGGGACCACCAAGCUGCUGCACAACCACCUGAGGAACGCUAGCGCCAGCAGCGGCAUCAGCGUGGCGUCUCCCAGUAACUCGUCGGGUCGGACUCCUCCGCGGCAGCCGAGCAGCCGCAGCAGCCCGCUCACCUCCCCCACAAAUUGCUCCCACGGCGGCCUUUCUCCCAGUCGGCUGUGGGGUUGGAGUGCAGACGGGCUCUCCAAGUUACCCCCUCCACCCUUCCCCUCCCCUCUUCCUCCUCCCACUGCCCACUCCUCCGUCAAGGCAGUGCGGCGAGCUUUCUCACCCAGCAUGCUGGAGUACGACAGUGAAAACCUGAACUCGGAGGAGAUCUACAGCUCUCUCCGCGGCGUCACCGAGGCCAUCCAGAAUUUCAGCUUCCGCAGCCAGGAGGACCUGAUGGAGCCGCUGAGGCGGGACGGCAAGAGGGACGGCAUGUCCGGAGUAGCUGCGUCCUCAGACUCAGACCCCCGGCUUGCUGGUGACGUGGUUGGGGGAGGACGUACGGCGCUGGACAACAAGACGUCGCUGCUGAACACUCCCUCGCCACGCUCCUUCUCCGGCCCGCGCUUCAGAGACUACAACCCGUACAACUACACGGACAGCAUCAGCACGCUGGACAAGGCCGCCCUGAAGGAGGCGCUGUACGAGGACACAGUGGAGCAGCUGCGAGACGGCAGCAGACAAGAAUGUGGCGAAAACAAGAUCAUGAACCCAAAAAGCUUCCCAGCAAGCCCCGCCGAGCAGCUGCAGCUGGUCGGGGAGCUGCUGAAGGAGCUCUCCCAAAGCCAGGGAGGGGAGCGGGGCCCCGAGGAGCGCCGGGGGACUCUGCUGGAGCUGCUGAAGGUGGCCCGGGAGGACAGCCUGGUGGUGUGGGAGGAACACUUCAAGACCAUGCUGCUGCUGCUGCUGGAGACGCUGGGAGACAAAGACCACACGAUCCGAGCGCUGGCUCUGCGAGUCCUGAAGGAGAUCCUGAGGAACCAGCCGGCUCGCUUCAAGAACUACGCUGAGCUCACCAUCAUGAAGACGCUGGAGGCUCACAAAGACUCGCACAAGGAGGUAGUGCGUGCAGCCGAGGAGGCGGCCUCCACGCUGGCGGCCUCCAUCCACCCGGAGCAGUGCAUUAAGGUGCUGUGUCCCAUCGUGCAGACGGCAGACUACCCCAUCAACCUGGCCGCCAUUAAGAUGCAGACGAGGGCCAUCGAGCGCAUCACCAAGGAGCCGCUGCACCAGCUGCUGUCUGACAUCAUCCCUGGACUCCUGCAGGGCUACGACAACACAGAGAGCAGUGUGAGGAAGGCCAGCGUCUUCUGCCUGGUGGCCAUCUACUCUGUCAUUGGAGAGGAGCUGAAGCCAUACCUGGCUCAGCUGACCGGCAGCAAGAUGAAGCUGCUCAACCUGUACAUCAAGAGGGCCCAGACCUCCACCAGCAACAGCAGCAGUUCCUCCGACAUCUCCUCCUACUAACCAUUCGCCUCCGUCGCCUGCGUAACACCUUCCAUUCCAUCCGCCGACACAAACAGGAUCAUGAUUAUCUUCCCUUUUCAUUCCUUCAGCCACUGACGUGGUCUUUGGGACCAUCUUACUGUAAAGGUGGCAGCUCUGAUCCAGAACCAGGACCAUCUCCUUCCUCCCCCUCACACUAAAGCUUGUCAUGAGCCUUAAAACUUUCUGUCCCUGCGCUGCGCGGUGGAACCAUGGUGAUCUUAGAAGCGUUUGUCUCCUCCUGAAAUAUAUUUCAGACCGUCUCCUCACACUUAUAAGAGCUGAAACCUGUGGCUAUCAGUAUUUUUAUUCAUUUUAGUACCUUUAAUCCACUUCUCUAAACUCUUUCUUUUGCUUUGACACAUCAAACCUUAUUGUAUAUUGAAUGUAAAGAGCUUUGAAUGGAUCCUCCUUCCUGAACUACUGCCUCAUUGAAACCCGCUGGAUCAAUCUUAAAGACGUUUGGGAUGUUUUUUUAUUUAAUCUGAACGAAGAAAGUGUUCCAGAAAGUGGCACUGUGGUCUUUAAAAGGCUGAACUCCAGGGUCCAUGUGGAGAUUAAUACGUCAGAGAUAAUUAGCUUUCAUUCAGAAGAACAGAAGAAGUCUAAUUCCAAAAAACACUGAGUGUGAUCAUUCAUUAAUCCUUUUUCACAGAUAUUUAAAUCAAAAACAGACAUAUUUAAUGUUAAACUAAUAAGGUGUACUGUAAAUAUACACAAAUCCUGAAUAUUAUGCAGCAAAAUGUUUCAAAAAAGUUGUUACAGGUGAAUGUUUACCUCUGACACGGGCACUAACACACCCCUAUACGUCACAGGUGCCCCAUACAUCACAGGUGUGGCACUAACACACCCCCAUAUGCCACAGGUGUAGCACUAACACACCCCCAUACAUCAUAGGUGUGACAGUUACCCACAAUGCCACGGGCACUAACACACCCCCAUACAUUCACAGGCGAGCCGGGCCUCCCAGUACCUGACUUUGUCUCCUAGUCACUGACUUUGUCUCCUAGUCCCUAACUUUGUCUCCUUGUCCCUGACUUUGUCUCCUAGUCCCUUUUUUGUUUCUCCUAGUCCCUGAUUUAUCUCCUAGUCCCUUUUUGUUUCUCCUAGUCCCU